GAGCGGGCGCUGGCAGCUGGCUGGGAAAGCAGGGUUUUGUGACUGCUGUUCCUGUAGUGCCGCCGUGGUCAUUCUGGUUCUACCUGCCCUUUUCCACUUCGGGCAGGGGAGGCAAAGGUCUGUUUUCCUGCCUUGAAAGAAGAGGAGAGUUAGCCAGAUCGGGGGACCCUGCAGCAGCGAGCACAACCGCAGGGGCGCGAUGGUUUGCGGCGGCUUCUCUUGCUCCAAGAAUUGGCUCUGCGCUCUCAACCUGCUUUACACAUUGGUCAGUCUGCUGCUGAUUGGAAUUGCAGCUUGGGGCAUUGGCUUUGGCCUGAUUUCCAGUUUCCGGGUUGUUGGAGUCGCAGUGGCAGUAGGAAUCUUUCUUUUCCUGAUUGCUCUGGUGGGACUGAUUGGGGCCAUCAAACACCACCAGGUCCUGCUUUUCUUUUAUAUGAUUAUACUCUUGCUAGUGUUUGUUAUACAGUUCUCAGUCUCCUGUGCUUGUUUGACAUUGAAUAAAGAACAGCAGAGCAAACUUCUAGAGGUUGCGUGGAACAACACAAACAGUGCAAGGCAGGAUAUUCAGCGGACUCUAAACUGUUGUGGCUUCCAUAAUGUCAGUGAUGAUACUUCUUGUUCUGCUGAAUGUUUUGAAACGCUGACCUGUAAAUCCUGUGCACCUAUAAUUAACGAAUAUUCUGGAAUGGUCUUGAGAUUUGUAGGAGGCAUUGGUCUCUUCUUUAGUUUCACAGAGAUCUUAGGAGUGUGGCUCACUUACAGAUACCGGAAUCAGAAAGAUCCACGUGCAAACCCUAGUGCAUUUCUUUGACCUGGAAAUGUUUUCAGGGACUGAACAUUUCCCCCCCUAAGGUUUUAAAAAGCUGAAUUCUCCACUGAUCUGUCUACUCUCCAUGUUAAUUGGGGGCACGUGCCUUUGAGAUAAGAAAAUAGAUCUAGAACUGCUUCUCAUUCUGUUUUCUAGUGUUCUUUGAAGAAACUAGUUUGAAAUCCUUUUUUGACAAUUGUAUAACUAAACAGAAUAUGAAUUCCCUAGGCAUGUAGUGAUUCAGUAGAGUUAUUCAUGUUACUCUUCUCUCAAAGGGUUGGUGUUACUUUUAAUUUAAAGAAAGAUUUAUUUGUUCUUAUGAUGCAUUUCAUUUCUCAGAAACUCUUUCAUUGAUCUAUUUCUUCCUCCUUUUUUUGAAAGACAUUUAUUGGCUUCAGUGCAUUUCAUUUGAAAUAUGAUAAAGAAAUUAUGCUUUUGUUUCUAAUACUGAUAUUAAUUUGGAAGAAACCCCCUCAAAUAAUCACGGCAAUUGAAAACUCAUCAUUUUUAAUAAUUAGGAGUUAUACCUAUCAACUCCUCUUCAGUUUUUGGAUCUGUUCAAGAUAUAAAUGGAAAUCCGUUCAAGGUUGUCCAUUAAUUUCAAUAUUGGCUAUAUAAAUAGUGAUUCUGUUUCAGCCCAAGAACAGAUUAUGUCUAAAUCUCCUGAUUUACCUUGCCUCUAAAAGAUAUGAAAUCAUUUGUCAGGGGUGAUUGGAUAUUACCUAACAUUAUAAUUUUCAGUAAGUUGACUAUCAGUUUUCUUUGUACCCAGUAUAUGAACAACGGUAAGAAAGAGAGAUGAAUUUUUACAGUAUACUAAAUUUGUACAAGAUGUGUAACAUAAAAUGAUAAAUGGAGACGCAUAAUGUGUAGUUGGCUUGUCAUGGUAAGUUAUUGCUGAUAGGAGGUUUUGAGGAAGGGGCAAUUAUAUUUUAUCAGUGUAAUACAUAAACUAUGGUACUGAUAUGGGUCUUAAAUUUAACUGUUUGUUCAUUGAUAUCUAAAGUAUGUGAUAAUAAAUGUGUAUUAGAUUAUUGUAAGUAA
This is a messenger RNA of Protobothrops mucrosquamatus (brown spotted pit viper), 1852 nucleotides long. RefSeq names its product tetraspanin 13 (gene TSPAN13). The record is from RefSeq and is a predicted model, not a curated record. Lineage: Eukaryota; Metazoa; Chordata; Lepidosauria; Squamata; Viperidae. The coding region runs from base 200 to 811 and encodes 203 amino acids. The transcript is spliced from 6 exons. Gene Ontology annotation, cellular component: membrane.